AUGGCGAUGGUCAGCCAGGUAACGGCCACCUUCACCUUUGACCUCGCGCCGCACGCGCCAGCCGCGUGCCCCUCGGCAAUGAUGGCGUUUGCCACCGGCGGCGACUCGAACGGUGUCGUGCCCCCGACGCUCGACUGCGCGCUGCUGGCCACGCCGCUCCCGGCAGUAAACUACCUGUGCGAGGCGCGUCUCCGCCUGCUGUCGAGCCUGCCCUCUAUCGGGCUGGCAUGGAGCCUGUGGUGUGGGCGGUGCGGCGCGCUGCGCGAGGGGCAGGGCGGAGCAGAGGCUUACUCAGGCGCCAACACGCCAAAGGGGCGCAGCAAGAAGCGGCGCGCAGCGGCGGCCUUCGAGGCCGAGUUUGACGCCGAGCCAAAAGACGAGUUUGAGCACGAGCUCCACGUCACGCUUGCUGCGCUUGCGCGCGCGCCGGCGCCGCCGGCCACCCCGCCCGCGCUGGCCCCGCAGCGCAGGCGCAAGAACCCGCGCUGUACCGCCUGUGGAGAGAAGUUUCGGCGCCCGACCCCCACGCCGCCCCCGUUCGCGCCGGCGCGGACGGUCGCGCGCACGCGUCGCGCAUCGGCCCUCGCGGCAGAGGUGACGGUGCCGGCGGCGACCUCGACGGCGGAUGAGUCACCCGACUCGCACGACCAGCGCACGGACGAGCAAGUAGCGUCAUCCCCGGACAACAACGGAACGGCACUAGCCGCCGCUGUAGCUGCACCACCGCUCACGCGCACCCCGUCGCUGGCCCACAUCCCCACGUCGCACCCCGUCACCCCGACGUAUCCCAAGCCACCGGUCGUCCCGCCGCCAGCGUCGAACGGUGCCAGCCCGGCUGGGCAGCUGCCCAUCUCGCCGCCUGCCAAGAAGCGCAAGAUUAAAAAGUCGGGCCUCGCAAAGCUCCUCGCGCACAACGCGGCGCGCGAGGCGCAGAAGAGCGGCUCUGGCAACUGGGGUCUCGGGUAG
This is a messenger RNA of Vanrija pseudolonga, 966 nucleotides long. RefSeq lists its product as uncharacterized. The transcript has a single exon. The coding region runs from base 1 to 966 and encodes 321 amino acids. The record is from RefSeq and is a predicted model, not a curated record. Lineage: Eukaryota; Fungi; Basidiomycota; Tremellomycetes; Trichosporonales; Trichosporonaceae.